Paramecium octaurelia is the source of this 6680-nucleotide messenger RNA. The record is from the annotation of a GenBank genome assembly. Lineage: Eukaryota; Ciliophora; Oligohymenophorea; Peniculida; Parameciidae.
AUGAAAAAUGGCAUAAUUUUAGAAUAAUAUGAGGAUGAAGAUGAAUAUGAAGUAAAUAGUUUGGUUUGAUUCAGAUUCAAGAGGAGAAGUAAAGAUAGGAGAGGAAGGAAUAUUUGAGAAGAAUACAGAUGAUAUUUGAUGAAACUAAUUACGACAUAGCCUUAUAAUAAAAUACAGAAUCUCAGAUAAUUCAAGAAUAUUUGAUUGAUUUGGAUAAUGAAUUUUAUAUAGAUUAUACUCAUCAAUUGCCUGCACCGAGUAGUUAGAUAAAACUGAGACCAAUGAAUGAAUUACAGUUAGCAUAUAUUUAUGUUGAUGAGUAAUUAGAAAGUUAAUUUAAAUUAGUUACCCUUUUUUAAAGUUGAGGAGAUUGUUGAUGAUUUUAUUUUAGGCGAUAAGAUAUCUAAUGAAAUAUUUAAUAAAUCUCAAAAUAUUUCAAUUGAUACUGAUGAUAACAAUAAUUUUGAAUUCUCUAUGCUUAGCAUUAGAAGAAGAUUAAUAUGAGAUAAUCUUUAUAAUUUGUUAUUCAGUGGAAGCCAUUUUCAAGAUGUUGGCAUUGGUUAACAUAUAUAAUUAUCAUAGGGUUUGUAUUCUAAGAGAGAUUCGUAUUUUCGAGACUUUUGGAAUGUAAUCGAUUUUAUAAUUUUGGUAUUUUAAUAUUUGCCUUACUUUGUGAAUAUAUAAUUCAAUUUUAAUGCAUUAAGGACAAUAAGAAUAUUAAGAUCUUUGGAUGCAGGUUAAAGUAUUCCAGCUUUGAAAGUAAUAUUGACUUCGUUAUUUUAAUCAGUUUACUAAUUGAAGGAUGCUUUGAUAGUAUUGGUGUUUUCAUAUUCAAUAUUUGCAAUAGUAGCUCUCCUCCUCUUCAGUGGAGGAUUGAAGAGAAGAUGUGUAAAUUUGGAAACAGGAAUCCCUAGAAAUGAUGAAGUGUGUUAAGUAUGUUAUGGAGAAUUCGAUUGUGUUAAAUAGAUAGCUAAUCCAUUUAAUGGUUUAAUUAACUUUGAUACUUUCGGGUGGUCCUUAAUAUAAGUGUUUAUAUGCACUUUACUUGAGAGUUGGUCUCAGAUUUUAGAUUACACAGUAGCAGCAUAUAAUGAAGCAGUUUAUAUCUAUUUCUUUAUGGUAGUAAUGGUAGGAGGGUUCUUUUUGGUUAAUUUGACUCUGGCCAUUAUUAAGCUUAAUUUUUCAAAUAAUCAGAAAUUGGUAAUAACACCAGUGUUUGAGGAGAGUUAUGAUUAUUGGGAAUUGAGAUUAAUGGGUAUAUAUGAGCCAGCUAAAUUACAGAUACAAGCAGCUUUGAGAAGGAAAAGUGAUGCUCAAUUUACAUUCAGAGAAAGAUCAUAAAGAACAUAAACAAGAGGAAAAAUCAGAAUUACAAAAUAUCCUAGUUAAAUUUAGAAUCUUAGUUUAAAAAUACACCCAAUUAAAUUUGCUAACAAUUUCAGCACUCCUUUCACGAAAUAAGAUAAGAAAUUUAUGGGAAUUUAUGGGAUGGGUAAGAAAUUGUAACCAAUCAUUGGAGGUGUUACUCCUUCCAAGUAGACAAGAAAUAAAUUCAAUUUCAAUUAAGAAUAACCAGGAUAGUCCAUUCUUCAAAGUCCCAUAGAUCAAAAUAUUAGUUUCUCUUAUAAUAUAUCACCUACUAAUAAAUUAGGUAAUAUGCUUUUUAGUCAAUCGAAUAGAUCUCUAUUGAAUAAUUAAACCAAAUAAUUGUCAAGCAAAUCUAUUUUAAAUAAUAAUAAUAAAUCUCCAAAUAAUCAUUCUCGAAAUAUUUCUCCUUAAAAUUAGAGAAAUUACAAUGAAUUAAAUAAUGGAUCUCCAAAAUCUCAAUUCAGUAAGCAAAUAGUUAAAAGAGCAGUAAGACCUUCAAUAUCUGAAUCUGAUUAAAUUUUAGUAAAUGAUUUAAGAAUGAUUGGAUAACCCCAAUCUAAAAAGACAAUUGCAACACCUAAAAACACUGAUGAGUAACUCCUAGAUUUCUUAUCUUAAGCUCAGAAUAAUAAUAAUAUCCUUACUAAUGAAAAUUAAAGUAAUGGACUAUUAACUCCAAACAAUUAAUUGAGUCUAUAGAAUCCAACAUUCAAUAGAGCUAAUCUUCAACAUGGUACAUACGCUCCAAAGACUUCUCAUUAAAUUUAAAUGUUGCAAGAUGUUAAACAGCGAUCUUUCAAUGUUAGGAAUAAAUAGAUGGAUUAGGUCAAAAAUGAUGUAUCCAUUUUGGAUAAGAGUGAAAAUUCCAUCAUUAAUUCUAUUCCUAGUGAAUAGGUUGAUCAAGAACUAAUGGAUUUAGGCAUCUUGGAAAUAAAUAAUACCAAAAAACCAAAACUUGAAGUGUAGCAGAAUUCAUCAUCCAAAAUGAACUUCAUUCGUAGGAAGAAACCUCGGUUUACAAGGAAAACCCUGAAGAAAUCCACUUAUUUAAGUAAGACUUUUAAUUCAGCAAAUGAUGAUAGAUUUCAACAAUUAAAAAUCAAAUUAUUUAAAACUAAAUUUUAUAAGGAAGUUCCCUAUUUAUCUUAUACUUCAAACUCAGAAUUAGAUGUAUUAGAAGUUCAACAAAUGAAAAAGGUACAGUAGAAUCUUAAGAACAACGAAGAAAUUAAUAGAAAACUCAAGAAAUAAGUUAAAUAUGUAUUUUCUAAUUAACAAACCCAGCUGAUUAACUUAAAAUCUACCACCAAACUUCAACCGUCCUCAACUCAAAUUAAAAGUGCAAGUGCCAAACGAUCCUAAAAAUAAGUUAAAUUCCAAGAUUAGGAAGAGUAACAAUAAUAUAAAAAAUUGAUUUUACAUGAUGUAUAAUUAACUUUCUAGGAGGCUUAAUUUUUGAUGAGGAAAGAAGUUUAAGCUGUUGACCUAGAGUAAUAUGGCUAAGUAGAAAUAUAAUAUGAUCUUAAAGAACAAUUGCGAUAUCUGAAUUACGAUCAAAUUACUAUUACUACAAGUACUAAUUAUUCAGAAUAUGUAAAAUUGAUGGUAUAUCUAUUAUAUUCAUUAUUUAUUAGUCUGAAGCAAGUUCACAAUAAGAAAUAGUUCAAUAAUCUUCAAUUGAAGAUGUGCUUCCUAUGAGUGAUUAUAUAGAUGAUUAGACAAUAUCAUUAAUGAAUCAAAUCAUGCUUGCAUUAAAUUAUACUAUCAAUAUUUAUGAAAUUUGGUUACCAGGAAUAUCAGGUAUAUUUAAAGUAUUUAGAGUUAAAUUACUAAAUCUAAUUUAGAGCGAAUAUUUUAAUCGAUUAAUUAACUUGUGUGUUGCUUGCAAUACAAUUGUAUUAGCCUUAGAUGGUCUAGUUACUAAUGAUAAAUUGCUAUCUGAUUUUAAUUUGGCAUUUACAAUCAUUUUUAUUAUUGAACUUGGAUUCAAAUUAAUAGGAUUAGGAGUUAAAAGAUACGUUUAAGAUAAAUUUAAUCUUUUUGAUGCUUUAAUUGUGGGUAUUAGUUUAUAUGAGGUAAUAAUAAAUCAAGAGAAUGGAGGGAAGUCUGGAUUUAGUGCUUUGAGAUCUUUACGUAUCUUUAGAGCCUUAAGAGUAUUAAGAAUUUCUAAGUUAAUAAGAUCUCUUAAAUUCAUGGGAUUUUUAUUGAAAGUCUUGGGUAAUGCAUUUGAGUAAAUUCUCUGGAUGUUUAUCUUAAUGCUUUUCUUCUUAUAUACAUUUACUAUCCUAGGAUUUUCAUUAUUUUAAGGUGAAAUUUCAGAUGAAAACUAUAGAUAUACCUUUAAUUCAUUUAUUAUUUCAUUUGAAACAGUGUUUUAAUUAUUCACCAUUUCAAACUGGAGUGAUGUUUUGUAUUCAUUAUUCUUGUCAAAUGCUAACAACAUUGUUGUAUUUUUAUACUUAGUUCUAUGGAUUGCAAUUGGUAACUAUAUUUUUUUGAACUUAUUCCUGGCAGUAUUAUUAGAUAAUUUUGAGGCAGAGUAUAGAAGAGACAAGAACUAAAUAGAUAAUAAUAUUAUCAUAGGCAGGGAUCAGAUCUUUGAAUCUGCAAUAUCUUCUAAACCUUAAGGAAGUAGAAAGUCAAGUAAAUCUUCAUUAUAAGAUGAUGUGGAAGAAUAUUAGAAAUUGUAAACUUAACGAUUUAUUUACUUUUCAGAGAGAGGAAUUGCAGAAUAUGCCUUGAUGGUAUUAUCUCAGGAAAGUGCAUUUCGAAAAAUGUGUUAUAGAGCAGUAAAGGAUAAAAUAUUUGAUAUUUUUAUUCUGAUUUUAAUUCUUAUAUCAAGUGCUAAACUUAUACUGGAUACUUACACUUUAGGCAAUUCUUAUGAUGUUGUAUCAUAUUGGUUAGAUUUUUCUAUGGUUAUUUUGUUUGGCUGUGAGGCAUUGUUAAAGAUUAUAGCAUUUGGAUUUAUAGGAGAUGAUCUCAGUUAUUUACGUAAUUCUUGGAAUGCUCUUGAUUUUCUUAUAUUAAUAGGAUCAAUAGUGGAUAUCAGUGUUGCAGCUAUAGAUUUGAGUUACUUAAAGAUAUUGAGAUUAUUUAGAACAUUGAGACCAUUGAGGUUUGUUUCUCAUAACAGAUCGAUGAAAAUAAUUGUGUCAGCCUUAUUGCAAUCAGCUGAUGGCAUUUUGAAUGUCGCAAUAGUCAUAAUAUUGGUUUGGAUGAUGUUUGCGAUUAUUGGAAUCAACUUUGCAAAAGGGAAGCUUUAUUAUUGUGAUAUGGGUGAUAGUGCAAUGCAUUAUGUAACUAAAGCAGAAGUAAGAUAUCAAUUAUUAAUGUUAGUGUGAAGGAGUGUGGAGAAUAUACGAUAGUAAUUUUGAGAACAUUUUUUCAGGAAUGUUAACAUUAUUUUGUUUAAGUACAUUGUUGGAUUGGCCAGAUCAAUUGUUAUAUUUUAAGGAUGGAACUGAAGAUGGUUUAGUAAAGGAUAACUCACCUGAGUUCUUUCUAUUUUUUUUGGCUUUUAUUUUGAUAGGAUCUAUCCUUCUUAACAAUUUAUUUAUCGGAGUUAUUUUGGUUAAUUUUCAUAUUGCAGAAGAAAAGGCCAGAGAUUCUUCACUUACUUAGGAUCAAAUACAAUGGAUUGAUACUCAAAAGUUGAUCAUUGAGGCUAAACCUGAUUUGAGUUUGUAUUAUAUGCCAAAGAAUAGGAUUUAGGCUUUUUUAUUCAGAAUUGUCAAAGCUAAGAAAUUUGACUUGAUCAUCUCCCUAUUCAUUAUAAUAAAUGUUGUUGUAACUGGUAUGUACAUGGAUGGUAAUAUUUAUUAUAAUUAUUAGAUGGUGAUCUUGAGUAUCUUUACGCAAUUGAUUAAAUCAACUUUGCCAUAUCAAUUAUCUUUUGUUUUGAAGCAAUCAUCAAGAUUCUUACUUUUGGUCCUCUGGCGUAUUUUAAAGUCAAUUGGAAUCAAUUUGAUUUUGUUAUUGUAGUUAUUUCCAUUAUAGAUUUUGCCACAAAUGAGAGUGGAUUAUCAAUAGGAAAAGGAUUUAGAAUCUUAAGAGCUGUAAGAUUAUUAAGAUUGGUCAAAUAAUUUAAGGGUCUUAAGAAGCUAAUAGAUACAGCUGUAUUUUCGAUUCCUGCAAUCAUUAAUGCAGCUGCUUUAUAUUUUUUGAUCCACUCCAUCUUCUCUGUCUUGGGAGUGUUUUUGUUUUCAGAUAUCAAAUAGGGAAAGAUCAUUUCUGAUACCAACAAUUUUUAAGAUUUUCAUCAUUCAUUUAUUUUACUGUUCCUGUCUUAAACUGGAUUAGAUUGGAAUAGAAUCAUGUAUGAUACAAUGAAUAAUGGAUCAUAAUACAAUGCUUUAUUUUGGGUUGUGUUCAUUUUGAUUUAGAAUUUUGUGAUGCUUAAUCUAUUUAUACUCAUUGUGUUAGAUUAAUAUGAUGUAAAUUACUUUCAUGAAGAUAAUCCACUUAAUAGAUUUGAUGAAUAUUAGAAUAAAACACUUGAUGUUUGGACUCGUUUCAGUUAAGAUGGAACAAUAAUAAGCCAGAAUAAAUUGACAGAUUUAAUACUUGCAUUGCCUUAACCGUUGGGUUUAGACAUAGUCAAAUCCAUGCAGAAAGGUGUUGAAGAUUGGAAGCAUAUCAAUCCUUAACAUACUUAAGAUGAAGUUAGCUAACUUAAAUUUACUAUCCAAGCAGAUUUGAUUAGAAAUGCCUUAUUUAAAAUUAUGGAUAUGCAACUCAAAUGCGAUUCAUAAGGCAAUAUACCUUACAAUCUAGUUUUAUUUGCUGUUAUGAAAGAGGCAUAUUUAGAGAAACUUGAAAUCAAUCUAACAGAGGAAGGUGGAAGAAAAUUGGCAAUGAAAGAAAUGGAAACUAGAUCGGAAAUUGAAGAGGAAUAUGGAAUUAGUUUAGAUUAAGAUGUUAAUCCUUUGGUUUCUUAUUUGUAUGCUUAAACAUGUUUUAGAGCAAUGUAAAGAUUCGUUGAGAUUUCUAAAAACAAAAUAUUGGAUGAUGGUGUUUCAUUCUUAGCUAAGACUGACUCGUCCAUUGAUUUUGAAGAAUAUUUAGACAAUGAUUUAUCAAGAGAUGAUUAUGAAAAACCAGACUAUGAAGAAGUGUAUUUUGUUGAAAUUCCUAUGAAUAAUAAGAUAUAUAAUGGGGAACAAUACAAGGUGUAAAUUGCACAAGAAUAAUCCAGUUAGGACCAAGAGUCUAAUGAGUAACCAAUAGAUGAUGAGAAUAAUGUGGAAGAAUUGGAAGAGUAUAAAUUAUAAAUUGUUGAUUUUAAUAAAUAUUUAGGAGAUUAAGAUUGA